Messenger RNA from Menidia menidia (Atlantic silverside), 4346 nucleotides. The record is from the annotation of a GenBank genome assembly. Lineage: Eukaryota; Metazoa; Chordata; Actinopteri; Atheriniformes; Atherinopsidae.
UCUGAUUGGAUGAGAUUGGAUGAGAGAGAAAGCCAGUAACAUUUUGACACACACUCUUCAUCUGCGAUAAAUGUAUGUACAGACUUUUAGAGACACACGUACUGAGGGUUUCCCCACACCUGGGCAGAGGCACCAGAGAGGUUCCCACGGAAACACAGACAUGAGGAUGCACAGACUUCUGUCCCUGGCUCUGCUGGCCCUGCUGCUGUGGGCUUCCUACGUCCAGGCCGAUGACUCCCAGGAGAGCGCCGACAAAGACGCAGAGCCACAGGAAGACUCAUCCGAUGAAACCGCUGAGGACACCUCAGAAGAGGAAACUGAUGAGACACCAAAGAAGGAAAAAACAACAGAGAUAGAAGAAGAGAAAGACGUCAUGGUUCUCCACAUCAACAACUUCGAUAGGGCUCUCGGGGAGAAUAAAUAUCUACUGGUGGAAUUUUAUGCCCCCUGGUGUGGUCACUGCCGGGAGCUGGAGCCAGUUUAUGCCGAGGCUGCUGAGAAGCUGAAGAAAGAGGACCCUGUGAUGCGUUUGGCCAAAGUGGACGCUAUCGAGGAGAAGGAGCUGGCUGAUGAGUUUGACGUUGGAAGCUUCCCCACUCUGAAGUUUUUCAUCGAUGGAGACCGCAAGCAGGCUAUAGACUACUCUGGUAAGAGGUCAGUGGAGGGAAUAAUCCAGUGGAUGAAGCGGCGCGCAGGUCCAGGCGCACUGGACAUCGACACAGCAGACUCUGCAGCUGAGUUCAUCAAGGCCCAUAACAUCUCUGUUAUAGGUUUCUUUGAUAGUCUGGAAAGCGAGGCAGCCAAGGCGCUGAGGGAAGUUGCUUUUGAUUUGCCCGACACAGAGUUCGCAGUCACUGAAGCUCCAGACGUUUUCCAAAGCUAUGAAGUGAAGGGAAAUACAGUGGUGCUCUUCAAAAAGUUUGAUGACGGCAGAGCAGACUUCGUGUUGUCAGAAGAUGGAAAACUGGACAAGCACAACCUGACUUCCUUCAUUAAGGAAAACAGCCUGGAGCUGAUUGUGCCAUUCAGCCACGAGUCAGCAGACAAGAUUUUUAACUCUCGCAUCAGGCUGCACAGUCUGCUGUUCAUCAACUCCACUGUUACGAGCCACAUGAACCUGAUUGAUGAGUCCAAGGCUGUAGCCAAAGAGUUCAAAGGAAAGAUACUAUUCGUAAAGAUUGACAUGACAUCGGCCCUGUCCCAUGUACUAAAAUACUUUGGCGUGUCGGAGAGUGAUGCCCCCACUGUUCGCAUCAUUAACAUGGAGACACAGAAGAAGUUCAAAAUUGACUCUGAAGAAGUCACUGUUGAUUUAUUGAGACAGUUGUGUCAGGAGGUUGUGGACGGCACUGCAAAGGCAUACUAUCGGUCUGAGGAGAUCCCAGAGGACUGGGACAAAGAACCAGUCAAAGUCCUGGUGGGCAAGAACUUUGAAUCAGUAGCCCUGGAUGAGACUAAAAAUGUCUUUGUGGAAUUUUAUGCUCCCUGGUGUGGACACUGUAAAGAACUUACUCCCAUCUGGGAGCAACUUGGUGAGAAAUACUCUGACCGGGAGGACGUCAUCAUAGCCAAGAUGGAUGCCACAGCCAACGAAUUGGAGUCUGUUGCAAUUGAUGGAUUUCCAACUCUCAAAUAUUUCCCAGCCGGUGGCAAAGAGGUGAUAAACUACACUGGAAAAAGGGAUCUAGAGACAUUUUCCAAGUUUCUGGAUAACGGAGGAGUUUUGCCAGAAGAGGAAAGUCAUGAGAACGAGGAUGAUGAUGACGAAGGAGAUGAUGGUGAUAAAGGUCCUGACACUAAGGAAGGAGACAACACUGGUGAACAGAGCCAGGAGACAGAUGAGUCAGAAGAGUUGUGCUUCCUCUUUCUUCCUUUCCAGAUGGAACCCCCCCCGUAUGAUGUGGCCAGCGGCUUCCCUCCGCCUCAUGAAACAGUGGAAUCGGACUUUUCCCCUCCCCCCGCCUACAACACUUCCUCACCAUGUCCCUCAACUCCUCCACCCUCCUAUGUAGAUGCAACCCAGCAGGAUCCUUUUCCUGUCCUGACUCCUCCAUUUGUGCCCCCCGUUGUGACCCAACCACCCCACAGCUCUGAAGUCAUAUACCAUUCAAUCACGCAAGUUGGCAGCAGCAGUGGACGAACUCAAACAUUAGCAGUCGUAUCUCAGCCACAGGGCGUCCCCAUCCAAGUGCAGUGUCUGAGAGAGAUCCCUGGUUAUGUCCGUUGUACACAAUGCCAGCGUCUGGUCACCACUAAAAUCGAACAUGUGCCUGGAUCGGCGGCUUGGUGUACAUGUGCUCUUCUCGCACUAAUGGGGUUGAUCUGUGGGUUUUGUCUGAUUCCAUUAAUGAUGACUCGACUGCAAGACCCUAACCGACAGGGAGACGAGACGCCGCUGGAGAAAGAUGCCGUUUUACAACUGGAAAAGGGAAAUUUCGACAGGGCACUAAGAAAACACAAGCAGUUGCUGGUGCAUUUCUUGACUCCUCUGACGGUGGAAGGUCACCGUGUAUCGGCUGCAUUCGAAGAGGCUGCUGCAAAGCUCCAGGGGUCAGAGGUCAAACUAGGAGUGCUUGAUGUGACAAAGGAGAAAGAUUUGGCUAAAGAGCUCAAUGUGACGGGCCAUCCCACAAUCAGACUCUACCUCUCUGGAGAUAAAUACAACCCUGUGUCCUGUCCCGUUCCUCGGAGCUCGGAUUCGAUCUUGACCUGGCUGAAAAGGAGGGAGGGGUCAGCAGCUGACCUAGUCACCGAUCUCAGCCAAUCAGAUGCAUCAGAUGAGCUGACAGUGGUUGGAUUCUUUAAGAAGCUGAACCACGAGUACGUCCAGGUGUUUUAUGCGGCAGCCAUCGACCUUCCAGACAUCCACUUUGUUGUGACUCAGGAUGAUGAAAUCAUCAGCAAAUAUGGUGUCACACAUGAUGUUGUUCUACUGCUCAGAGAGUCUAAACUCAUCAAGACUUACAAAAUGACGCCUCAGACAGCAAAAGAGGAGCUUGUUGUCUUAAUUUCUGUGUACCAAAUGGACCCAGUCACUGAGUACAAUGGACAGACUGCCUCGCAAAUCUUGAGUUCACCGGUGAUGAAUCAUGCCCUCCUAUUUGUCAACAAACGCUCUGCUGAUUUUCAAGAGCUUUUCUCUGCCUUAAGCAGCGCUGGGGAGGCAUUCAGGAUGAAGAUUUUGUUCGUGUUGGUGAAUGUGGAUGAACCCCGUAAUGGCAGACUCCUGGAGUACUUCCAAGUUCGGGACUUUGAGGCUCCUCUCAUUCGGCUGGUCAAUCUGACAGAUCAUGUGACCUACCACCUGCCCUCCGACACACUGGAUGUAGAAACCAUUAAACACUUCUGCCAGUCCUACCUAGAAGGCACGGCUAAGCCCAAACUGCAGAGUGAGCCCAUACCUGAAGCAUGGGAUCAACAGCCAGUGAAGGAGCUGGUGGGAAUGAACCUGGAAGAAGUUGUGUUCAACCCCAACAAGACUGUUUUUGUCCUGUUCUAUCUGUCUUACAGUCAGAAGUCUCGCGAUGUGUUCCUGCUGUGGGAGGAACUGGCAGAGGCCUUCAAAGAGCAGGACAACGUGGUCAUAGCUAAGAUUGAUGCCUCAGGCAAUGACAUCGGCUUCUCCACUCAGGAAGCCUAUCCAUCACUCUGCCUGUUUCCUGCUUUGUAUUCUGAGCGGAUGGUGGUUUACAAAGGGAAAAGAAAGUUGAAGGAUCUGAUGAAAUUCAUGGACAAAGAAAUGAAGAAAGCCAAAACAGACAGAAUUAAGGAGGAUGAAGACAGGAAGAAGUACAUUGAGGCUUUAAAAGCCGAGGAGGCAGAAAAAGAUGAGAAAGGCAAAGAUGAGCUUUGAAGCAGGAGCCAAAGACAGAAGUGUGUGUUUGUGUGUUUCUAACCGAGCUGUCCAUAACUGUCUUGCUGAUGAAAUCAAGUAAAGACUUCAGUUACAAACUCUGAUGGCCAUUUCAUGUCAGAUCUUGUUAUUAUGCUCUCUUUAUGUUUGUUUAAACAAGUUCUAUACAGAAAUUCAGAUCAGAGAUCUUGUCCACCAAACUGAACUUUUAUUUACAAGCUGUCCUGCUACAUGAGAAUAAACUGGGGAUAUUGUGAGUUUAGCCAAGAUGCAGAACAAUGUCAAAUCUCAACACAGAGGUUUUCAUCCACUGUCCUAUUAAUUUAAAACUUAACAUAUCUACUGACAUUGCCACCGGAGUGGAUACCCCUGAAUACUUUGGAAUAAAUUAAAAACCUGUUUUUAUUUGAAACCCUUGGUCACAACUAAUGUAAAAGAUGUAUAUCAGUCUGACGUAAUGAUGACUAAAGAUUAAAUACUUAUCAGGUCAUGG